UCAAAUAAAAUUCAUAAUAAAGAACAAAUUAAGGAAUGUUAAAGUAUUUAUAACACUUAAAUCACUAAGUAGGUACUUAGAUAAGACUUUUUCUACAAAAUAAAUUCUGUGUGAACAAAUAAAUAUGACAGUACAAGUGAAACAGUGGGAAAUAUUUGUUGGAAAAUGACGCACUUUACCGUACUGAUUUUGGUUCUCUUUGGCACCGGUUUAGGGGUCCCGUAUGGAGAUCCAAAUGGAAGAAUAUUUGGUGGAAACAAAACUAAUAUUGAAAACUACCCCUACGCUCUUCAGCUGUUCUAUUUGGACAAACUACAGUGCGGAGGUAUCUUAAUUUCCGACCGUUUCGCUCUCACCGCUGGUCAUUGCAUAGCCAGGUGGACCCUAGAUUAUUUUCUGAUCCGCGCUGGAACUACAACCCUCGGAGAAGGCGGCCAGACGUUCACUAUUUCAGAAGCCACUUUCCAUCCACAGUUCAACCUGAGCCAUAAUAACUACAACGCGGUUGUUCUUCGUCUCUCAGAGACCGUUUCAAUCUCUAGCGCUAAACCCAUACAAUUAGCUGUGGAUGAUAGUGCCAUUGCUCAGGGAGCGACAGUUCUUGUGGUAGGUUGGGGUUGGAUGGAAUCGAAUGGCGAUUAUCCCACGACUCUUCAAGUUACUGAUCUAACUAUUCUCGGUGACGAGGAGUGUAAAAAUUCCUACGAUACGCCGGUCAUCACAGAAGCCAUGUUCUGUGGGAACUAUUCGGGAACAAUAAUCAGAGAUUUUUGUUUGGGAGACUAUGGUGGUCCUGCUGUUGCAGACGGAAUUCUGCAGGGGAUCAUAUCUUUCGGCGAAGGCUGUGGUGAUGGUUACAAAGGCAAAGUAUUUGUAAAGAUUUCUAUCAUAAGAGAAUGGCUGCAGAAUAUUAUUCAGUCAAUUUAUUAAAUGAUGGGAUGGAACUUUUUUUAUUU
This is a messenger RNA of Anoplophora glabripennis (Asian longhorned beetle), 956 nucleotides long. Its product is annotated as trypsin-7-like. Gene Ontology annotation, biological process: proteolysis. Lineage: Eukaryota; Metazoa; Arthropoda; Insecta; Coleoptera; Cerambycidae. Gene Ontology annotation, molecular function: serine-type endopeptidase activity. The transcript has 2 exons. The record is from RefSeq and is a predicted model, not a curated record. Bases 166 to 930 code for a protein of 254 amino acids.